GAAGUUCUAGUCCCGUGCUCCAUGAUCUACGCGCUUUUGCUACUGCUAUGGUUGCCACUGUCAGCUGAUGCAGAAGAUCUCAUUGAAUCUCAGAAGUGCUUUUUUCGCUGCACCGCCAAAUGUUUAGGCUGGCCACAGAACAGCACGGUACAGGAAUGUCAGGCAGAUUGCAAGGAUCCGCAAUUUUGUAACACAACCGAUGAGUACUGCUUGGAUAGUUGCAAUACCUCCAUCUCGACGAUGCCCCUGGAACGCGUCAGUGGGCUUCAUACGGAGGAGCAGAAUUUGACGACGGUUGUUGUCUUUCCUCCUGUUAGGAACGCCACUCUUUACGUCGUGCAAUACAAACUGUCGGACGAAGCCAUUUUUUCUUCGCAGAGCUAUCUGAUCUCGCCUCAACCGACUUUCACAAACUCUAUGAGACCAAAGUCAAUAUUCUGCAAGCCCAUCGACAUUCGUGUGGCAGCAGUGUCCCCUUCUCAGACUGGGCCUUUUUCCGAACCCAUCUCACUCGGUCCACCUCGGCCGCUAAUUAGCUCGGAGUUGAAACUAUCAAAAAUGGUUUACCUGAAUACUUCUAUAAAUAGUGAUUCAGCUUACAAUGGCACUGUUGAAGUCACAUUGAAAUAUACUGCCGGCGCGUGGCCAUUAGGGCUCGAAGAUUUAGAUGUAACUCCAGCAUGGUAUCUAUUCAGUUGUAACAAAACAGGUUCUGAUACAAGCGUCCCUGUUCCUGAUUUUACGCAAGGUCCAAACCCGGAUACUAUAGUCGGUCGACUAGAGGCUGAUGUGAUGUAUCGAGAAUGUAGCUACAUGUACAAUGCGGAGAGGGUAGCAAGUCGGAAAUGUCGGACUGAGUCGGCAAAAAUGGUGCUAGAUAAAUCCGUGCCACCGUUGGAAAUAAGCUGCGCUACCGUAAAAAACAACCCUUGUGUGCAUGUAGAUUAUUUUCCGUCUCCAAGAUGCGGACAGAUUAACACUAUAGAUUAUGAGGUAACGGGUAGAAAACCAGCUCCCGAUAGGAGAAAUGAAAGUCUUUCCCUGAACAUUACAUUUGAUCCGAUAAAGCCAAUGAGGAACGAAGCGCCAACAAACUACUACGUAGCCUUCUAUGGAGAUGCGCAGCCGCACUCGAAAGGAAGAGAUGAUCUGUUCGGUAGUGUUAAUGUCACACGCAUUACUGGAAAUGUCACCAACUGCUUGAAGUUCGAUAAGCUUGGCUACUGUUUGAAAAGUUACAACAACAGCGUUUCAAUAUCCGGCAUCCAUUACGAUAAAACCUACGGUAUCAUUUUUUGUGCAGUUAAGGAUCCCAGAAAUCUGGCCUUUCCCGAGCUUAUCGGAAACAGCUCGGUGUUGCUUCCAAAAGCAAGCAAAAUCUUCGUCAGUUCAAAAGAAAAACCUAGCAAGGCUGGCCUGAUUAUCGGCAUAAUAGGCGCAGCUUUCAUUUUAGUGAUGAUUAUCACUGCCUUGAGCUGCUACAUUAACAAGAAGCAAAAACAAGAGAAUAAAAUGUACCAAUUGAGGUUAGCGCAGCUGGAGAUGGAGAAAGAAACUCGAUAUGUUAAUCUUCCCAAGCAACUCGAUAUUUGGGAAAUCGAGCGUCGUAAUCUGAUUAUUUAUGACGAAGUAAAGCUAGGGUCUGGUGCUUUUGGAGCAGUGUAUCUAGGAAGACUAAUUGGUAAUUCUCCAGCGAAUCAUGAUUCCAAGUCGCCUCUAGGGGUAAAUCUGAUGAGAGCGGAGAAUUGUCAGGUAGCAGUCAAAAUGUUACCAGAGUAUGCUGAUGACGCGACAAGAAGCGAGUUUUUGAGAGAAAUCGGGUUAAUGAAGACCAUUGGAUAUCACGAACGGCUAGUCAACAUGCUGGCGUGCAUCACUGAGUCGGAACCGCUAUGCCUUGUCGCCGAACUUUGUAGCGAUGGCGAUUUGUUGAACUUUCUUCGCGAGCGCUGCAAAUACAUGAUUAAGCUCGACAUGGAAGGAAUAAAUUAUCACGAUCUUCCUGAGGAUAACAACUACAACAUUGAAAUGGUUGUAACUUUGAAGCAAUUGCUGAUGUUUGCCGUUCAGAUUUCUUACGGUCUCGAGUACCUUACUAGUAAAGGAUUUGUCCAUCGUGACGUUGCAGCUAGAAAUAUACUCGUUAAUGGGAAAAACUCUUGCAAAAUUGGCGACUUCGGUCUUUGUCGGAAUUUGUAUGCGGACAGUCUACUAUAUAAAAGCAAGGGUGGCCGUUUACCUUUAAAAUGGAUGUCGCCAGAAGCAAUCCGGCGUUAUGAGUUCUCUGCACAAAGUGAUGUAUGGGCAUUCGGUGUACUGCUCUUCGAAAUAAUCACACUCGGUGGUUCUCCCUAUCCAUUAAUACCUGCUGAAUGUUUGCUUGAAUUUCUUGAGAGCGGAGGACGUAUUGAGCGGCCUGACAACUGCCCAGAAGACUUUUAUGAAGUGAUGCUUGAAUGUUGGUACUUCGAACCGGAGAAACGACCAGACUUCUUAACAAUCCGCCAAAGAUUGGCGGCUCAGCUUGAGGAAAUUACCGAAGAGUAUAAUUAUCUAAAAUUGGACGGUCAGAAAGAGUACUAUAAUGUGCAGUAUGCGGAAAAGCCGGAUAUAAUGGUCAUUCCUGAAACGGGAGAAAGUAUCUCACCACCAAACUUGCGGAAAGCACUGGAUACGUUGUCCGCAGACAGCUUGCCUGUUGAUGACAUCACCACGUGGAGUGGAGUUACGAAUGCUCAAACAGGUGACGGCACCAGGGAGGGAGACUCCGGUGCUGUUAGCCUUGCAAAGGGUUCUGACAGUGAUUCAUGCAAAGAUUAUUCCUUUUAAAUGCUGUGACAAUGACAUGCAUAGGAUAUCUCUAAAAAAUACUCAAUGUCUGAUUCUUGACUUCUUAGCUCAAUGUUUGUACAGGCUUUAAGUAACUAGCUUUGGCUUAAACGUGAUUGAACAAAUUCAUUCGGC
Molecule: messenger RNA, 2964 nt
Organism: Cylicocyclus nassatus
Lineage: Eukaryota; Metazoa; Nematoda; Chromadorea; Rhabditida; Strongylidae
Source: the annotation of a GenBank genome assembly